GUCGCUUAAUCGUCAUAUUAUAGAGUGUGAUUAUCAUUUUUCCAUGAUAUCAAUCAAUAAUUUGCAAUUAUGAGACAUUUUAUAAAUUUCAGUAUUGGGGUAGAAUGCAACGAAUAAAAAACAAAUUGUGUCAUAUUUGAAGUCACCAUACGUCUCAGACGUCUACUCAAGUCUCAAAAUCACUGGAUCUGGCAUACUUGGGAAUUGGGCGCAUAUAAUGAUUCUACAUGACGAAUGUACCGUUGAAGAAAUGAAGCAAUGUGUCGAAAGUGCAAAGCGAAAAGAAAAACUAGAACAAUCUGAAAGAAGUUUCGAUUCCAAGGCGCUCCUGUUGUCUGGAUCCAAUGUACUACGUAAGACUAUUGGCGAAUCGGGAAAAGGAAAUGUGGACGAAGGUUUUUCCAGUGAAAUAAGAAAUUCUUUGAUAAUCGGACAAAGAUGCGACAUUGCCAACAUAGCAAAGUUUAGAGAAAUAAUUCUUAAAAUUGCCAAACUGAACGAUGAAAUCUGCAAAGAUAUUGGAGACGAAAAACCAGUUCUAACACCAGAGGGCAACUCCUUUAUAUACGCUUUCCAUGGUUUGCUUCAACUAUCGAAGCGCUUGGCGAAUACACUUCAAAGAAAUCCUGAUAUAUUCGAAAACAAUCUGCAACGCCUAGCAAGCAUUCAAGUUGAGCAGGACAAAGCAUUAGAAAUCGCGAGAAGUCAGAUUGCAAUGGGAGCUGAUGUCAUAAAUCUGUUGUUUGAUCCGAUCAGCUACAACUCAAAAAAAGAAUUGCCAAUGCCAUCUGAGUGGAUGAAAUGGUUCAUUAAUUUGGCCGAGUCAGAUUAUGGAGAUAAAAAAUCGACCAUACCGGUCUGUUCUAUCCCCUUGUGCAUCAACUCCGGGAAGAUUGAAGUCAUAUUGGAAGGUCUAAAGUAUACACGUGGAAGAGCAAUUGCUAAUUAUCUUUCAUUUUACAAUGGCAAAGAGCAAUUUAUACAAGAUGCAAGGCUGAUCAAAAAACUUGGUCCUGGGGCAAUAAUAGCCUUUGCACAGGACUAUAAAGAGGCGCCGGCCAGAACUCCAGAGAAAAAGGCAAAUCUUUGCAUCGAAAUGUUUAAACUGCUCGUGGAAACCGUCGGAUUUCAUCCUAAUGAAGUGAUUUUGGAUCCCGUAGUGACUCGUACACCUAUCAACAGCCAACCUGGAGCCAAUGAAUUUGGAGAGACUUUUUUUGAAGCAAUUUCUUUGAUUCGCACCUGCUCAGAUCUUCGUGAUUACAACGUUCGUCUGAUAGGCGGAAUAACAGCAGUUUCGCAGUUUUACAGAGGAUAUAGUAAAACACGAAUUGAUUUGAACGGAUCUUUUCUGAAACACUGCUUAGAAGCUGGUAUGCAUCACGUGAUCAUGGAAGUGACAAAUAUUGCUCACGAGAUCAAGCAAAACCUCGUCGAAGAUCUCGUAACAAACAAAGAUCCAGAAGCUAAACAAAAGCUGAAAGCAUUCUGUUGUGCUGAAAAUUACGAAAAAGAGAAUCAGUAAGAACGUGUGACCAGUAUAUGUAUAUAAUAUAAACGUUAGAGACAAUUUGAAUCCUUAGAAUGUCAGUAUACAAUAGAAAGCGCGUUUAUUUGAUAGUAUAUUUUAAUGAUGUCUAUGCGUUAUUGUGAUAGUAGAAAUUAGAUGCUUUUCAGUACGAGCAUCUGCUUAUCCAUAGGGAAAUCCAAGAAUUACUUCUUUAAAUUGAGCUAAUGAAAUGAAUAAUUUUUGAUUGAACUGAAUUUAAUUGAAUUUUAAUUGUGACAGCCGGACGACAAUACGAGAAGUAAAUAUACAUCAAUUUUUCAAUACAUAUUAUGAUAAAUAUAAUUUUAGUAUUUUGUUACGUUUUUAGAAGCGUCAAACAGAAAGACUUCACUGGCCUUCGGGGUUGCAAAAUAUCGAGAAUCUUGGGCCGUGAAAAAUAUCGUCAAAAAUUGGUGCUUACAUUGUGGUUUACUGCAAUUCACAGUAUAAGUGAUAUAAAAAGUAUAUAAACGACUAUGCCUUAUUAACGAAGAAAACGAUCUCAGUACGUAUUAUCAGUUUCUACACAAAACCCAUUUAUUAAUGGCUUUAAUUACUAUCGGGACCCGUAGUGUAGUUUUGUACCUUUCCAGUAUUAUUUCCAGUUAUGUGAA
Styela clava is the source of this 2163-nucleotide messenger RNA. NCBI's taxonomy places the organism in Eukaryota, Metazoa, Chordata, Ascidiacea, Stolidobranchia, Styelidae. The record is from RefSeq and is a predicted model, not a curated record.